GAAUGAGACAGUCGCCAAUCAUUUCACUAGGAACACUGUUUACCACGUCAGUGCUCCAAAGAUUCAGCAAAACCUAUGCAGUCAUCAAAAACUGGUGAACUAAGUCGUGAAAGAAGUCAUUAAACCAAAUAAGUGAUUAAAAGUAAAUAAUCAUGUCGGACCUCAGAGACUGGAUAAACUCACUACCGAUAUUCACACGCUACUGGCUACUCUCCACAAUUGGUCUGUCACUGAUUGGACGAUUUGGAUUAUUGUCACCGCACGUGUUGAUUCUACUGUACGAUCGUUUUAUUCAGAACUUCGAAAUUUGGCGUGCCAUCACGAGUUUAUUGUUCUAUCCACUAAAUCAAGCCACUGGAUUUCACUUCAUGAUUAAUUGUUAUUUUUUGUAUCGCUACUCCCUACACUUGGAGACUGGAGAGUAUCAGGGAAAACCAGCUGACUAUGGAUUUAUGCUGUUAUUCAAUUGGCUUUGUUGCGUUGUCAUUGGACUUAUUGGUAAUGUACCAUUGUUGAUGGAUCCCAUGGUACUCAGUGUACUCUAUGUUUGGUGCCAGCUCAAUCAGGAUGUCAUCGUUAAUUUUUGGUUUGGUACACAGUUCAAGGCAAUGUACCUCCCCUGGGUGCUCGUGGGCUUCAACCUGAUAAUGUCUGGUGGUGGAAUGAUGGAGUUGAUUGGCAUUCUGGUUGGACAUCUUUACUUCUUCCUAAAAUUCAAAUAUCCUCAGGAGUACGAUGGCCCCGAGCUCUUGAAUACCCCCAAAAUCCUAGAACACUAUUUCCCACCACAUCGAGUCAACGUCCACGGUUUCAGCGCCAGUGCCCCCAGAGCCGGGGGACAAUCUGCACCUGGAAGGAAUAUGUUUGGUGGUUACCAAUGGGGGCAGGGCCAAACCCUGGGCCAAUAAAUUGACUGGUAGAUUUUUCUUUGCCAAUUUGCGUUCGUUCAUACUCUCGGGGAGGGAUGAGUGUAAUUUUUACGUUAUUUUUGCUCCAUGGGAAUAUGAUAAUUACCAUUGUAAAUAACUGAUAUCAUAAGUAAUAGGCAAUUUACUUGCAAGAGAGUUCUUUUUCUAUUUCAAAAUGUGAACAUCAUAAACAAAAACAAAUACCUGAAUUUUAUGAAUAUUGUGGGAAAAAAUUUCAACCAAAUGUCUAAAUGGUGGAAUUCAUGGUUGAAAUUCAGUGGUUCGUUUUUGUUGUGAAGAAAUUUUCGAAUGGUCUUUCUAUUGAGACAUCCAGCGAAUCGUGUGCGGCUUGAACAAAUGAAAAUCAAGCAGUUCUUUAGGGGAGAAUUAUUGUGUGGGUUGUUGCUGAAUUGGUAGACAUGACAUCACAUAAAUUAAUAUCUACUUUUCAGUCAGCUGUUUGUGUUAUUUUUCAUUAACGCUAAAACGAGUUAGGAGACAAUUUUAAUUGUUCUGAAUUCCAAAUAUGGAGUAACGAAGAUUUACCCUUUUGGUAAUUUAAAGUAGCUCUACACGUUUAGUAAAUUCAACGAUUAUCGCAAACUAAACAAAAUUGUUAGAAUACUCAAUUGUAUUUGAAAUCAUAAUUUUUUGUGAAUUUAAUUAUUGUUUCCGUAAAUCAACAUUUCUGUGGUAGUCAAAAAUUAUAAUCUGGAUUUUGGAUCAUUUGACUUGAAUAAAUCAACGGAUUUUUUUAUACUUCGUAAAAGAUAAUCCAUUGUUUGGAAAACAUGUUCCAUGAUGUGUUUAUAAGAAGAAAAUAGUAGGAAAUUUGACAUCUAAACAUAUUCAAAUGUAGUGUAUCCGGUCGGUAAAAUACCGACGAAGGGUAGAGCUACUCCAAAAAACAGUCACAAAAAUAUUGCGGGAGAAUUUCUUUUGUAAAUUAAUAUUUUCAACAGCAACAUACUCUAGAUUGUAAUUGAAAAUAUUUUUUAAACUUCGGAGAAUCGAAUUGGAAAUGUGAUUUUUCAAUUUCCGAUGGAUUUUGAGGAAUUAAAAUAUUUUGAGUUGAUUUCUCUUCACUCGAUUUCUCAUAAUGUUUAAAAAAACGUUUGCAUUGUUUGCAACGUUUGCCCAGUGAUUUCCAGAAUGUUAUGAUCACCUGCGAUUUCUCAAUAAAAAUGGGAAAACGUAAAUUUAUUCUAUCUCAUUAUUUCCGAAAUAUUCUGGUUUUCAUUGACUUCCAAUUAAUUGAAAUUCACCAGAGGCCAUCGUGUGAACAAAAGCGAAGUGAUCGAUCGCAUUACAUGAUAGAUAGAAAAACAAAAAUUUCAUUAAAAAUUACGUCUGUUCCGUAAUCUGCUGGUCAAAUCAGUAUUCACUAAAAAAUUAUGGAACAGUUCCACUAAACGUUCUAUACUUUUUCUGGAACGUUUUGAACUUUUUUUGAAAGUUUAUUGAAAAAGUGAGUAACUGUUCCGGAAUUUUUCCCAAAUAUUAUUUUGACACUCCGCGUAGAUAGAAAGCGAAUAAAAACAAUUUAAUAUAAUUGUUGAAAAUUUAAUUAAAUGAUGUGAUUAGUA
This is a messenger RNA of Diachasmimorpha longicaudata, 2494 nucleotides long. RefSeq names its product Derlin-1 (gene Der-1). The record is from RefSeq and is a predicted model, not a curated record. The coding region runs from base 153 to 908 and encodes 251 amino acids. Gene Ontology annotation, biological process: endoplasmic reticulum unfolded protein response. Lineage: Eukaryota; Metazoa; Arthropoda; Insecta; Hymenoptera; Braconidae. Gene Ontology annotation, molecular function: misfolded protein binding; ubiquitin-specific protease binding. Gene Ontology annotation, cellular component: endoplasmic reticulum membrane; Hrd1p ubiquitin ligase ERAD-L complex. The transcript has 2 exons.